UUGUUUGAGGAAUCGAUGUUACACUACUACUUCUCAGCCAUUUUAAAAUCCUUUUGGCCCGGCGGUGUUCUGGCUUCCUCAUAUCCCGUGCGUUCCGAGGAUAUUAAAGAUAUGACACGCAAUGCUGCAAAGGAUUUGUUGAUGGACAAUAUACCUGAGGUGCUGUGCAAUUUAGUGGGCGCACAAACUGCUAAACACGGUGUGCUAAAGGUUUUCGAAGCCAUGCAGAAUCCCACGUACAAUAAGCAAUUAUUCUAUGAGCUGCUUGAAAUUCUUAUGACUGAAUUUUUCCCUGAAAUACGGCAGUUAAAGUUGCCUGGUGUGAAAUCUUCAGCCCAGCACUCGUCCGCAACCGCAACCGGCACUACACCAAAUCCCAAUCAUGCCGUCACAUCGCUGGUCACAACAACUACAACGACAGCAGCUGCUACGGCAGCAAGUGGUAGCAGUCAUAACAACAAUCAGCAAACAGCACACCAACAACAAUCAAAUGAAAAGCUGCAGCCAUUAAAAUUUCAACAGCAUCAUUUUGCAAGUAAUAAUGGUAAAUAGUUAGAUUGCUGUUGACCAGCUAGAAAUUUAGUAAGAGAGUAGUAAGAAAUCUUUACAACCGUAAAUUGUUACCCCAGCGGGCAUUACACAUGCAUAUGUAUUGUCUGAAUGACAGGUAACGACCAACGCCUUCGGAAAUUUAGUUGGUAAUGUUAAGAUGUGAUUUUUCGAAACGUUUUGUGCUAACUGCGCUAAAUUCAUUACAAUUUAUGGAUAUGUUUGUGUGUGCUAUUUAGUAUUAGUUAAGAGCGAAUAUUAUUAUGUUAAAAGUUUGCGUAAUACAAUUUCUGUGAAAUAUGACAAAGUUCUUUGCAAAGAUAUUAUUUGUAUUAAUUAAGUUUUAUUUUGAUUUUUAACCUUUAAAUUUUUGCUUUUAUUUUUUCAUUAAGUAUGCCUUUAUAUCUAACUAUGUACAAUUGCAUACAAACUAAUAUAACAAAUUUUUUAUACAACUACUAACCAGUAUUAGUUAAGAAUCUUUUGAUUUUCAAUUGGAAAAUGCUUUAAAAAAUAUACGAACAACACAAUGACAUUCCAAAGAUAUUUAUAUGUAGUAUAUCAAUAUUUGCAAAAUUUAAUAAAAAUAAAGUUAAUAUAACGCAAUGUAAAAGGUUAUAUGUAUGUAGUAAAAUUAAAUCGGUAUAAAUUUUGCAAAUACAACAAGUAGUAAUCCACAAAUUAUAACAAAAUCUAGCAAAAGGACAUUUACAUAGGUAUAUGAAAUAGUGUUAUUAAUAGUUAUAUAUGUAUGUUUGUAAGUGACUAAAUAAAAAAUUGCAUGAAUAAAAUGUGAUUUCAGGAAAUGUAUUUUACACUCAAAUAAACACACAACUACAAACAUUAAGGCAGUUUUUGAGAUAUUUAUAUAUGUGUAUGUAUGAAAGCCAGUUAUUGAAUGUAGCCACCUUCUCAAGAGAAAUCAACACGAAAUCAUCUAGGAAAACUGAAUAAAUACACAUACAUACAUCCCUAAAAUGUAACAAUUAAGUAUGUAUGUAGUUGCAAUAAACAACAUAAAUGUUCAAUAAGCUCAUUUCGUUUCUUAUUGUUAUUUUUGCAAUAUGCCACAAACACACCUACAUAAAGCAAUAAAUGAGAUAAAUAUGUGUGUGUAUCUACAUAUGGCUGUUUUUAUUUUUAUUUUUAUCAAAAUACAUACUGUAUAGUAUAUAGGUAUCUGUACACAUCUACAUGUUCAAAAGCAAACAAUAAAUAAUACGUAUGUAUAAAUGGUGCAUAUAUGUAUAUGUGUAAAACAUGCAACCCACAAUGUCACAUUCUAUGUAAAUAGGGAAUAAAAGCAUAAAAUUUAUGUAAACUUUUACCAAAA
Messenger RNA from Rhagoletis pomonella (apple maggot), 1882 nucleotides. RefSeq names its product sorting nexin-25-like. The coding region runs from base 16 to 552 and encodes 178 amino acids. Gene Ontology annotation, cellular component: intracellular membrane-bounded organelle. NCBI's taxonomy places the organism in Eukaryota, Metazoa, Arthropoda, Insecta, Diptera, Tephritidae. The transcript is spliced from 2 exons. Gene Ontology annotation, molecular function: phosphatidylinositol binding. The record is from RefSeq and is a predicted model, not a curated record.